AUGCAGAAGAAGCAAGCUGAUACAGGCAGUUAGUAAAUAAAUGCUGUCUGUAUUUUAGCCAGAUGUAGAGAAACUGAAAGUGUGUGUGUGUGUGUGUGUGUGUGUGUGUGUGUGUGUGUGUGUGUGUGUGUGUGUGUGUGUGUGUGUGUGUGUGUGUGUGUGUGUGUGUGUGUGUGUAGGUCUUGCCUGGCUGGCCCAUGGUGAGACGGGGACCUAGAGGAACUGAACAGACUCAACAUGGCCUGUGUGGAGGAGCCCCCUGAGAAGUAAGUCUGUGUGUAACCGUGUGUGUGUCUGUGUAACCGUGUGUGCAUGUUUGUAUUCACCUGUGUCUCCCUCUGUGUGUGUCCAGGCACUGCUGGGUGUGUUUUGCAACAGAGAGAGAGGACCGUGUGGCAGAGUGGGUGAGCCCCUGCAGGUGUAAGGGCUGUACCAAGUGGAUCCACCAGGCCUGUCUGCAGCGCUGGCUCGAUGAGAAGCAGAAAGGAAACAGUGGAGGAGCCGUCAGCUGCCCUCAGUGUGGCACAGAGUACCACAUUGUCUUUCCCAAAAUGGGUAACUAACACACACUGCAUCAUCUUACCCAAGGUGGGAUAUAGAACAAACACACUCACCAACUAGCACACAAAUACACUCUACACACCACAAUGAAAGCUCUAUUCUGUAGCUUUCAUGUCCAGGUGUGUCAGUUAGUUAAUGACUGUCUGUAUAUGUUUGUCGUCUUCCCCGUCCCCCUCCCCUCCCCCCUCCAGGGCCAUUGGUGUACUUCCUCCAGCAGGUGGACAGUGCUCUGUCACGGGCCAGUCCAUUCACUGCUGCCGGGGUGGUGGUGGGGACAGUCUAUUGGUCAGCUGUCACCUAUGGAGCUGUGACUGUCAUGCAGGUACAUGCCCCUUGACUCCUGACCCCUGAACCUUAACCCUGUCAUACCCAUUAUACCCUUACCCUUGUACCCUUACCCCUAACCUUUGACCCAUAACUAACACUAACUACUCACUAGUUCAGUAACUAGUUCAGUGAAUCCAUUGCAUACAACAAUGCAACUCAAAACACAAGAUUCCCAGUUCACCUCUUUCCAUCCCUCCCUCUCCCUCUUUCUCCAGGUGGUGGGCCAUAAGAAGGGCUUGGAUGUGAUGGAGAGAGCAGAUCCUCUGUUCCUCCUGAUGGGUCUACCUACCAUCCCUGUGAUGCUUGUCCUGGGCAAGAUGAUCCGCUGGGAGGACUACAUACUGAGGCUGUGGCAGAGACACUCCUCUAAACUACAGCUGCUAUUGCCAGGUACACACACACUGGUGUAUGGCUGUCUGUCUGGUGUAUGGCUGUCUGUCUGGUGUAUGGCUGUCUGUCUGGUGUAUGGCUGUCUGUCUGGUGUAUGGUUAACUCUAGAGAGAAGAUGUUUAGGUUUAGUAAAUGUUACAGCAUAUAGUACAUUCUGCAAAUAAAUGCAUAUUAUUAAAAAAAAGUUUUAAAAAUCUCACCCCCUCCCUCCCAGGUAUAGGUCGUCCAUUGCCCCGUGUGCCAGCUGAUGCGGGUAAUGGAGGGGACCACCUGUCAGUGUCUCGUACUCUGUGUGGAGCUCUCAUCUUCCCCUCUGUAGCCAGCCUGGUGGGACGACUGAUCUUCAGUAGGGUACCCUCAUCUCUGCAACGCACCGUUCUGGUGAGGGAAUAGUGUUUGUGUAUUUGUACAGUAUGUCUCAAGGCUGGGGUGGCAUGUGUUUUAUGCUUGUCUCUUUCUCUCUCUGUGUUGUAGGGUGGUAUAGCAUUUGUGGUGAUGAAGGGAGUGUUGAAGGUGUAUUUCAAACAGCAGCAGUACCUUAUUCAGGCCAACUGCCACAUCCUCAACUACCCCGAGAGAGGGAGGGACGGAGAGAGGGAGGGACAGGGCGAGGGAGGAGAGGACGACACGGAGGACAGCGGAAACUAG
Coregonus sp. 'balchen' is the source of this 1926-nucleotide messenger RNA. NCBI's taxonomy places the organism in Eukaryota, Metazoa, Chordata, Actinopteri, Salmoniformes, Salmonidae. The record is from the annotation of a GenBank genome assembly.